Messenger RNA from Falco peregrinus (peregrine falcon), 6938 nucleotides. It is a transcript of the gene EXT2, whose product is annotated as exostosin glycosyltransferase 2. The transcript has 14 exons. NCBI's taxonomy places the organism in Eukaryota, Metazoa, Chordata, Aves, Falconiformes, Falconidae. Bases 184 to 2340 code for a protein of 718 amino acids. Gene Ontology annotation, molecular function: glycosyltransferase activity. Gene Ontology annotation, cellular component: membrane. The record is from RefSeq and is a predicted model, not a curated record.
GCCGCGCGCGUGCGCACGCCGGCCGUUCCUGCCAGGCCGGGAGGCGGCGGUGCCCGGCGGCGGGGAGCGACGGUGGCGGCGGCCGGGCGAGCCCCGCUCCGUGGGGCCGCCAGCGAGCUGGCGGCGCGGGCGGUGGGGCCCGAGCGACUGCGGGCGGAGAGACAAGAGGUAAUUGAUUCCAUUAUGUGUGCGUCAGCCAAAUAUAACACCCGGGGUCCAGCCCUCAUCCCAAGGAUGAAAACCAAGCAUCGCGUCUACUACAUCACUCUCUUUUCCAUAGUUCUGCUUGGUCUAAUUGCCACAGGAAUGUUCCAGUUCUGGCCUCACUCUAUUGAGUCGUCCAGUGACUGGACUGUUGAAAAACGCAGUGUCCAUGAUGUGCCUGUGGUCAGGCUUCCUGCUGAUAGCCCCAUUCCUGAGCGGGGAGACCUCAGCUGCAGGAUGCACACCUGCUUCGAUGUCUAUCGAUGUGGCUUCAAUCCCAAAAACAAAAUUAAGGUAUACAUCUACUCACUGAAAAAGUAUGUGGAUGAAUUCGGGACAUCGGUGAGCAACACCAUUUCCAGGGAAUACAAUGAGCUGCUGACUGCUAUUUCAGACAGUGAAUUCUACACUGAUGAUGUCAACCGGGCCUGCCUUUUUGUGCCAUCUAUAGAUGUCCUCAAUCAAAACACACUCCGUAUCAAGGAGACAGCUCAGGCUUUGGCACAGUUACCCAGGUGGGAUCGAGGCACAAAUCACUUGCUCUUCAAUAUGCUGCCUGGAGGGCCACCGGAUUAUAACACUGCCCUAGAUGUUCCUAGAGAUAGAGCUCUUCUGGCUGGUGGAGGCUUCUCCACAUGGACUUACCGGCAAGGCUAUGAUGUCAGUAUUCCUGUUUACAGCCCGCUAUCAGGGGAAGUGGAUCUGCCAGAAAGAGGACCAGGUCCUCGCAGGUAUUUCAUUCUGUCAUCUCAAAUGGCUCUGCACCCAGAAUACCGAUCUGAGUUGGAAGCUCUUCAAGCUGAAAAUGGGGAAUCAGUGCUGAUCCUAGACAAAUGUACAAACUUGUCAGAUGGGGUCCCUGCUGUUCGCAAACGCUGUCACAAGAAUCAAGUCUUUGAUUAUCCUCAAGUGCUUCAGGAGUCUACGUUUUGUGUAGUUCUACGUGGAGCCCGUCUGGGACAGGCUGUGCUAAGUGAUGUUCUUCAAGCUGGUUGUGUCCCAGUCAUCAUUGCUGAUUCCUACAUUUUACCUUUCUCUGAGGUUCUGGACUGGAAGAGGGCCUCUGUUGUUAUCCCUGAAGAAAAGAUGCCUGAAAUGUACAGUAUUCUGCAAAGUGUCCCCCAGCGACAAAUUGAAGAGAUGCAAAGACAGGCAAGGUGGUUCUGGGAAGCAUAUUUUCAAUCAAUGAAAGCAAUUGCUCUUGCUACUCUUCAGAUUAUCAAUGAUAGAAUUUACCCAUAUGCUGCCGUUUCUUAUGAAGAAUGGAAUGAUCCCCCAGCUGUGAAAUGGAGCAGUGUGAGCAACCCACUCUUCCUUCCACUGAUCCCACCUCAGUCCCAAGGUUUCACAGCCAUAGUUCUGACCUAUGACCGGGUGGAGAGCCUUUUCCGAGUCAUCACGGAGGUUUCUAAAGUGCCUAGUCUAUCCAAAUUGCUAGUUGUCUGGAACAACCAGAACAAGAAUCCACCAGAAGAUUCCCUCUGGCCGAAGAUUCGUGUUCCCCUGAAAGUUGUUAGGACUGCAGAAAACAAACUUAGUAACCGCUUCUUCCCCUAUGAUGAGAUUGAAACAGAAGCAGUGUUGGCUAUUGAUGAUGACAUUAUUAUGCUAACCUCAGAUGAGCUCCAGUUUGGCUAUGAGGUUUGGCGUGAGUUCCCUGACAGGUUGGUUGGAUAUCCAGGCCGCCUACAUCUCUGGGACCAUGAGAUGAACAAAUGGAAAUAUGAAUCAGAAUGGACCAAUGAAGUCUCAAUGGUGCUCACUGGGGCAGCGUUUUAUCACAAAUAUUUCAACUAUCUUUACACCUACAAAAUGCCUGGAGACAUCAAGAACUGGGUGGAUGCUCAUAUGAAUUGUGAAGAUAUUGCCAUGAAUUUUCUAGUGGCAAAUGUCACUGGCAAAUCAGUCAUUAAGGUGACCCCACGAAAGAAGUUCAAAUGUCCAGAAUGCACAGCAAUUGAUGGGUUAUCACUGGACCAGACACACAUGGUGGAAAGAUCUGAAUGCAUCAAUAAGUUUGCCUCUGUCUUUGGGACCAUGCCUCUAAAAGUGGUGGAGCACCGUGCUGACCCUGUCCUGUACAAAGAUGACUUUCCUGAGAAACUGAAGAGCUUUCCCAAUAUCGGCAGCUUGUAAAGGCAUCUGUGAGACAAGCCUGAAUGAUGAAAAUGACAGCUGAAAAGGUGAUAUGAGGAACAUAUGGCCCUGAAUAAAAUAAAUCACUAGAGAGUGGACUGUAUCUGAGGGAGACAGGAAUUAAUGUUGUAUUCUGGUAUGUUGUCUUCCCUUUACAUUGCACAAAUAUGUAAUUGAAAGCUGAACGACUGCUUCUCUGUUGCUGACAGAGGAUUGAAUCUAUUCAUGGGUCCUCCCAGAAACGUCAAAUGCACUCUCUUCUCCAAAGGAGGCUAUGCACAUGGAAGAACAGAACAGAAUCUCUCUCUCUCUGGUCUGACUGGCGUGACUGACCUCUUCUAUCAAGUGUGCUGCAGCAGCUCUGUGGUUUGUAAGCACCCAUCCCUUCAAAGCAACUGUCUGCAACGUAUAGCUGGCUCUCUUGGGAGGAGCUUAUUGCCUGUGUGGUUGAUGGGCCUCUGUCUUUUGAGCUUAAUUGUUGGCUUAAGUAACUGCGUAACAAACAUUUUCUUCUGCAUAGUGAGACAAAUGUUGAUUUAUGUUUGGGGUUUUUUUUACAAUAUCAGCAACAAAAAUCUGUAUGUUAUCACAUGUUUUAAAGGGCACAGCAUUUUGUGUUACUUAAAUUAUUUUGACGCAAAUUGAGACACACAGCAGCUGGGAGGACAGUCUCCUUCAAAGCAGAGACCUGCAGGGCAGAAGUCCAAUUGCUGCACCUCUUCUUCCUGCAUAAAUCUCAGGUUUUCUGCUGCAUCCGUGGAAGAGACUGACUCUGUGUCAAAACUAGUUGUAUUUUACAGAAAAAGGUGUAUCUUUCAGUCUUCAUUAUCAAAGCAGCAGUCAGGUUAGUUUUACAUCAUAGCUGUACAUAGGAGCAACAGCUAAGAAGUCAGUUUUUCACAUCUGAAUCCUGUUCAGCAAGCACUGUGUUGUAGUACUGAUUUGUAAAACACAUUUACAGAAAUUCCCAGUUACAGCUUCAGUGUGCAGGGGUUUGUGUAUGUACAAGACACUAUUAACACACACUUACAAACUCCUGUGGAUUACCAUUGUUGGGGAAACUAUUGGGUCUUUGCUUGUAAUUUAAGGAACCCAUUGCUACAGGCUGCCACUGAAACAUACAGCUUGUAAAGCUUCUCCAAAAGCCUUCCUGUUUCAUAUGAGCAUUGGAGUUGUUUCUCAAUACUGAAAUUAACCUGAAUUAGAAAACUAAAUGCAACAAAAUUAGAAAUAAAAUUGCCUGGACUGUUAUUCUUGCCCUUUGAUAUUCAAGAUGAUCCAAGUUGGGCUGAGAAAAGAUUCUCUUUUUUCCCUGUUCCACUGAUAAAAUGUUUAUUAUCAGAUAAGUGUGAUUUCACUGUCUUUUGAAACCUCCAUUGCUUCCAGUUACAGAGACAUCCUACUUGAUGAGCUGUUUUUCUGUUGCACUGCAAGCAACCUUACUCCUUGGAUUUUGCCAAACCCCAAACAAUAGGACAAGUGUUAGGCAUCACGGUUCACCCCCUCUCCUAAGCUGGAUAUGCAGCAAUGACAGAAACCAAAUGAAAGGCAGGCUAGAAACAGGAAACAUCUGCUCCUAUUUGUCUCACCCCCACUAAGACUUAUCUUAUUGCCCAAUGCGGUGGAUGUGCUGUGAAUGAAAAUCAUAUUGGAACAAUAGCUCUGAGGGGAUGCUUCACUUCAUAACACCCCUGGGAUGUGCCUGUGAACUGUAUCAUCCAGUUCUCUGGGAACGUUUAAUUACUAGUAAAUGUCUUUUCCUGCAGUCUUUGUUUCAUUCUGAAGUUGCUGUGGGAGGGGUAUUGGGGAGCUGGGAGUAUAGCUGUUGCAGUGACAACAAUUGCUGCCUGCACAGUGGGUAUCACAAGAUAGAGGAAGGUUUGUUGCUUGCUAUUUCUCUUUACAGCCUCUCAGGUUCAUUCAAAUGAACUUCCUCAAUAUUCCUGUUGAUUUAUGUCGUGGUGCUUGAGCGUCAGGAGAUACCAGCAUAUUUCCCUUGAAAUUUGCUUUGAAAGGUUAGCUGUGACAGUGCAGUAGUCACUUCGGUUUUGGCCAUUCUUUUGAGGCUGAUCUCAGCUUGGCAGGCCUUAGCAGUUUAACUGAGUUAUAACAUCUUCCUUACACAGAGUUAUGAAGCUUCUGUGAUUUCCUGGUUCUUUCUUAGUAAGCCGGUAAAAAGUGCACGUUUUGCACAGUCUUAAAAGGCACGGAGGAUUUGAAAUAGUUGGUGGAGUAUUUUGAAGUGGGGACAGCCUAAGCAGCCUUCCUAAACUGAUCUGUAGUCUCAGAUGAAUAAAAUGGCAACAGGUCCUUGUGCUUGCAUCGCAAAGGAUCAGAGUGGAUUCCUCUUCCACAAAAUGCCCAGUGACCUUUUUUUUGUCCUUUGGCAUUUUACCAUUGCUUUAUAGGGCCAUCAAAUUUAGAUGAUAGUUUGUCUCUGUUUCAUAGCAUGGAGGAAAUUGGCAAUGGACUGCAAAAAAAAAUUUGUAAAAUGGCCUUCUUUCCCUCUGCGUUUGUAAUUGUGAUGUUCUUGAUGCAAAAGUCUGUGAAGGUAGGGUGUACCUGCAUGUCUGAUUUUGGCAUGGGUUUGUUGUCAGUCUUUAAGAUAAUUUUUAACUUUUCAUUGUAUAUAUGUUAUCACAAAAAGGUUAAUAUUGGUAUAUUAAAAAGUAAAUCCAAGGAGUGUUUGUUGUAUGUCACUUCUGGAGUGGCACAAGGAAACACAGAUGUAUUUAGAAGGGAGAAUUGCAGUGACAGGCUGUUUUGCUACACAAAUCUGUGUUAAACUUGAAUUUCCACAGUGUACUUCAGAAAGACCUGACGAUAUUUUGUCUUUCCCGUAACUGGGGUUGGAUGGUUGUCUUUGAAGUAGAGGUUUGCUCUGCACCUUUCUGGGGAGAGUAGUUGUUACUUGUAAUUUUCCGCCAAGAUUUGACAGUAGCAUUUAUCCUGGAGAAACAGGGCACAGAUCUUUCUCUGAAGAGACAGAAAGUGUUAAAGAAUUGUGCUCUUGAGAAAAGAGCUUUGACCAAAUCAUUGAGAUUGUGGAAUCCAGUGUGGUGGCAGCUCUCUGCUUCCAGAAGCACUGCAGCACAGUCCUGGCAGAGCAUGCUGCGAGAGGGCAGCAUGUGUGCAUGGCACCCCUUGCUGCUUGUGCAUAGCAAGGGGCACGGUGUGCCACGGUGCUUGCCCUGCCAGAAGGGGUGAGUCCAUCACCAACUUUCCCUACAAUGUGUUGACUCUUUCCUUCCUCACAGCUCCACCAUCUCGUUACAGGAUGUGCCAAUUCAAGCCUUAACAUUCUGAAUUACUCUUCCCUGCCAUCUCCAGCUCCUGCUCUUGAACCUCCUGCUAUCCAUCAUGCUUCCGGUGGUACAGUUCAAAUACGCUUUACAGCAGCGACGAAUUUCUCCCUGUUAAUUAUCAAUUCAAGGGCCUUGGAGACUCAAAUAGCAAAAUAAUUGCAAGGUGGGUUUGAAGAGCUGCCCAGUACUUCUGACUCAUUUUGCUUUUAGGCUGUAUUGAUGAGUGUUGAGCACUCUGGAAAAAUGCGGUACUGAGGCACAUGAAAAUGUAUUUAGGUGGACAAUUUUAAUGUUAAAAAUACCUGCAAGAUUUGGCAUGAAUGCCCUCUAUAAUGAAUGUCUGGUACCUUAGUUACACUUCACAGGCAGAGCGUAUUUUGAUCGGGAAGGCUCUCAGAAUGGUUAAUUGGUAUGCAUAAAUCUUCUGUCCAGCCCUUUACAUGGAAACUGCUGUCUUAACAGGGCUACAGCACCAUACAGGAAAGAGAAAUCAAAACUGACAGUGCUGAUGAGAAAACGGAUUUUAAAUGCCCUAGCCAGAGACCAGACAGAUGGAGUGUGAAUUUUUUCACCAUUCUUCUUAAACACUUGCAUGUUUAAAUUUUACUAGGACUGAUGAAAUGUAAACUACAGGGAGUUCUUGCACUCAGGGGUAGUCUCAUCCAUGUACUUAAAACAAGAAAAAAAUCCUGCAAAGCUGUGUAGAAUUAAAUAUAUGCUAGAAAGUGAGUAUCCAAUUGGUCCAGUUGCUAACUUGGAUCUGAUCCUGAAGAGCUGGGAAGAGCAGCCCUCCUAGGUAAGUAUUUCACCUAUACUAUCUUUUAACUUUUAGACUGGAAAAAAUUUGUCAAAACUGCCAGAAAACUCUGAACACAGUAUUCUUUGCAGCUUUCCAUAGGAUAUGAAAGUUACCCUGUGAGCAGGUAGUCACUUCAAACCUCUUGCUAACAUUGGUGUGUAGACAGAGAUGGCAUUUGCUUGGCAGAAAAAUCAGCUAGAAUGCUUUUGCUCUAGUGUGGAAUCGUGGAUCCUUCAGUUGUAUCUUAUGCUGUUUGGGGGGCAUGUAGGAUGGUGUAAGUUCUUUUUAUGAUGUUUGCCACCACUGUAUCUGAGCACAGUAAAUUGAACUUUGUGGUCCUUGUGCUUAGGUAAGAUCAGCCUCCUACCUGUAACUGCUGAUAAGGAAGCAGAGAGAAUCUGUCAUACACCCAAAGCCUUAGGAGUUGUGUGGGUAAAAACAGGAUUGAAUACCAGCAUUGUGUUAUAUAUAAUAAAUAUAUAUAAUAAAGAACA